Molecule: messenger RNA, 3054 nt
Organism: Odontomachus brunneus
Lineage: Eukaryota; Metazoa; Arthropoda; Insecta; Hymenoptera; Formicidae
Product: 4-coumarate--CoA ligase 2-like
Exons: 10
Coding region: 369-2132 (587 amino acids)
Biological process (GO): fatty-acyl-CoA biosynthetic process; long-chain fatty acid metabolic process
Cellular component (GO): mitochondrion
Molecular function (GO): long-chain fatty acid-CoA ligase activity
Source: RefSeq, a predicted model, not a curated record
AGCGCUUUGCUGAGGAAACAACCAGUCUGUCGGUGAAAACGGCACGGUGGACAUCAGUGUCGCUAUUGAAGAGCGAUUCAGCCGGUGACCGUUCAUUUCUCGCGAGAACGCAUCGCAAUUAGAACCGAAAUCACGUGAGAAAGUGGGAGAAAGUGCUCCGAUUCGUUUUCCGAGUGCAUUCCUGUCAACGUUCUAUCAGACGCAAUACCGAAGAUGAGAUAGUGCUUUAACAACUGUAGAAACUAUCGUGGAUUUACGUCUUAGGAGAGAAGGAGAAAAAGGGAGAGAGAAAAAGAGAGAGGACUAAAAUAAACGGUUUCUCUCGUAAUUUAUACAAUUACUCGUUGAUGAAUUAGUAGUGCCCAAAUAUGGCGGUAAAUAAGAUUCAUAGUAUGUGGAAACUGGGCAGAGUUAUCGCGGAUGCUGGGAUCAGAGCCCUGAACCCUGCGCUAAGGCGUGCGUCGACCUUAACGCAAAAGAAAAUUGUAGAGGGGCCAAAUGGCGAGAGAAUCAUUCAGUCGCCGUAUGGUGAAGUACCGUAUAUUCCCGACAUGUUGAUCCACGAAUAUGUUUGGGACAAAAGCGAGAAUUAUUCUAAUAAAAUUGCAUUGGAAUGCGGCUUGACUGGUAAAAAGUACACCUUCGCGCAAGCCAAAGACGCAACAAAUUAUAUUGCUAAAAGUUUGCACAAUAUCGGUCUGAAGAAAGGUGACGUGAUAGCACUGGUGACACCCAAUCUGCCGGACUCAAUUUUAAGUUUCCUUGGAAUUUUGUCAGGUGGAUUCAUCUGCACUACUAUAAAUCCGCAGUAUACGCCCGACGAAAUCUCGAGGCAGUUGCAGAAGUCCAACGUAAAAGCGAUUAUUACUUCAACUGCGAUUGCAUCCACGGUGCUUACCGCGGCGAACUCCUGUCUUCCACCUCAAACACCUUUUAUUGUGAUCAACGAUCAAAUUAAUCCAAUGCCGGAGGGUUGUAUACCUUUCGAUGAUCUCAUAACGCGCGGCAAAUCAUUGUCAAAUAUAGUUUUGAGCAGGAGCUUAAUAAACGAUGUCGCGGUUUUGCCAUUUUCAAGCGGCACGACUGGAUUACCAAAGGGUGUUAUGUUAACACAUAGAAAUUUGGUGUCUAACAUGGAAAUGGGCGAGAGCUCUUUAGACGAUAGCAUAUUCUACCCCACUACAGAUACAUUUCAAGAAGUGUUACCUGCAGUACUACCGUUUUUUCAUAUCUACGGAUUAAAUGGUGUGGUAUUGCCGCGUCUCGCUAAAGGCGCUAAAAUAAUUACCAUUCCAAAAUUUUUACCGGAGUUAUAUUUAAAAGUAUUGGAGAAAAGCAAGGCGACUCUGUUAUUCUGCGUGCCACCAAUAGUACUGUUCUUAACGGCUUCUCCCCACGUGCAGAAACAUCAUUUGGAGCAUAUUCAUUGCCUUGUCAGCGGCGCCGCGCCGCUCGGCCAGUCGGACGUCGAAAGAUUCUACGAGAAGUUUAAGUUCAAUAUCGACAACUUAAAAUUUCAUCAAGGCUAUGGAUUAACAGAAUCUUCGCCAGUGGCCUUCCUUGAAGCUACAUCAAAGAAAUUUUCCAGUAUUGGGAAAAAUAUUGCGAGUUGCGAAGCACGUUUGGUAGACAUAACUACUAAACAGGAUGUCAGCAGUCCCGGUCAAACCGGCGAAUUAUGGAUCCGAGGACCUCACAUUAUGAAAGGAUAUUUGAAUGACGAAACUGCCACGAAGGAAACCAUAACUGAAGAUAAAUGGCUGAAGACCGGUGACAUUGCUUACUACGACGAAGAUUUCGACUUUUACAUUACGGACAGGUUGAAGGAGCUUAUUAAAGUUAAGGGAUUCCAGGUACCACCGGCGGAACUGGAAGCGUUGCUGCGGUCGCAUCCAGACGUGCAGGAGGCGGCAGUGAUUGGUAUUCCGCACGAGAGAUACGGCGAGGUACCGAAAGCGUUCAUAGUGGCGAACAAGAAUAAGAAACCCACCGAAGACGAGAUUAAGAACUUCAUAAAAGGAAAGGUCUCCGAAUAUAAGGAGCUCGAAGGCGGAGUCACGUUCGUUACGGAUAUCCCGAAGAACGCAAGUGGCAAGAUUUUACGAUCGCACUUGAAGAAGGAAUAUACGUAGUCUUAACGUUAUCGGGAUGACACUUGACAAAAUUUAAUGUGUAAUAGACAACAAACACGCGCAAAAAUAGGAUUGUUAUUUUAUAUAUCUUAUAUACAUAUAUAUUUUAUACAUACUUUAUAUAUAUAUAUAUAUAUAUAUAUAUAUAUAUUACAAUAUAUACGUAUAUCUAAUAUAUAUAUAAAAUAUGUAUAUCUUACAUAUGUUUUGCUCAACAAUAUUGUAAAUAACAGCGUGUAUAUAGAAAUAAGGUAUAAAAUUUAGAAGUCAUAAGCUGUGUCUUUCAAAAACCACAACAGAGGCAACGACAAAUUUAAUUUGUAACAUUUUGAAAAGUUUAACUACUAACCGUUGAAAAGUUUACUUCAUCGUUUUCUGAUGUCUUCACAUAAUUAAGAAAAUGUGAUAAAAAGUAUAUAUUUUAAUACUUUUAUACGUGUAGGAUAAUUAGAAGAAGUAAUUUGUGUUAGAGAAACCAUAUAGUAAAUUGAUUUAGAAAUUUUAGAGGAGACUUUAUUUAAAAUGGACUUGUACGAGUUAGAGGAUGUUCUCUUCAGAACAAAAUAAUUUUUAUUUUCUUUGUAUCUUCAAAAAAUAAUUAUUAGUUCCAAAAGUGUUGAUGUUUCAAGGUGCAGCUUAUAUACCUUAUGUACUUCAAGAAACAUAUUAUAUUUCGGUGAAACUAUUGUACCUUUCCUUUACAAUUUUAAUGUUUACGAUUUUUGCGGUACAACUUAUUAAUAUUUGAUAUUAUUGUUAUUAUUAUUACAUUUUAAUAUUUACUACUAUUGUUGUUAUUGCAUUUACUGCGCAUUGCGCAGUUGAUUCGAUCUUUUUGAAAUUGUUGUAUCUUAAUUUUAUAUUUGACAUGCUAACAGUCUUUUAAAUAAAAUUCUGUUUUAUAUAUCUAUGCAGCAAUUGA